CUUUUACACACACGAUUAUGCCCACAGGUAACAGGAAACCAGUGUUUCAAAAGAAAACUUGAUCACAUUGCUAGAUAACGCAGGUAUCCUAAAUAAGUGUGUGAGCGCCUCAAGGGCUUUACCUACAGCUCCUGCCAAAAGUACAUAUUUUUUUGAUUGGUAAGAACGGCAGGUGACGCUUCAUGAAAUAUAAAUGCAAGAAAGACUCGGGAGAGCUCAAUAAAAACCUUCCACCCGUCAGUCUGGGAGGAUAAGAAAGAUACUGUUUAACAACAGCUGGAAAUGGCUUUCGGAGUGCCAAUAUCAGUCUAUCUCUUAUUCAAAGCAAUGACAGCAUUGACUGAAGAGGCAGCCGUGACUGGAACACCUUCAAACACAACCCAGCAAAGCAACUGGACAGUUAACAAAACAGAAGCUGACUACACAGAAGGGCCCAUAGCCUUGAAGUUCUCACAUCCUUGCCUGGAAGACCACAAUAGUUACUGCAUCAAUGGUGUUUGUGCAUUCCACCAUGAGCUGGAAAAAGCCAUCUGCAGGUGUUUUACUGGUUAUACUGGAGAAAGGUGUGAACACUUGACCUUAACUUCAUAUGCUGUGGAUUCUUAUGAAAAAUACAUUGCAAUUGGGAUUGGUGUUGGAUUAUUAUUAAGUGGUUUUCUUGCUAUUUUUUACUGCUACAUAACAAAGAGGUGUCUAAAAUUGAAAUCACCUUACAACAUCUGUUCUGGAGGAAGACCACUGUGAGGCCUUCGUAAGAAAUUUUCGUGAGGCGUGUAUAAAAAUCAGUGGGCCCCAAAUUGAAAUCUUCCAAUGAAACAACAAAACUUCCCAAGCUGACUGGACUCGAAAAUAAAGGACGUUGGGAUCGUGAUGAAAUGAGACUAUAAACUUCAACGUUGGUCUUCAGACUUUGCCAUCGUUAGGGUGCCAUGGGAAUCGAGUGAACAAGCUACUGUGACAGAAGUCAAGUUCAUAGUCCUACUCUGGGUGUGUUGCUGUUGUUGUGUGGUUAUUGUUCUUACUGCAGAAAGACUGAGCUUCAUGCUUCUGACCACGUCAGAUGUGAAUUUUCAUGGGAAUAAUUACCAACCUUGCAGCAAGCCAAAGCAAUGCCAAGCUUGGGUUCUUCACGUGCUGGCUACCACCAGUAGUUUAGAUCACUGCGCUACGGACCUAGUCCCAAGCAUGCUGCUUUCAUGGUGUCUAAUGCUAGGAUGAGGUCAGUGUUAUGGCACCUCCAGCAAUGCAAGCGAGUGCUUGAAGCCUAAACCAGGGAAAAGAAAAUGGAAUGUCCAAGGCAAACAUAAACCAUACCCAGCUCGCGACAACACUGUGUAGCCUGUAUCUGUGAAAUGUGGAAUGAGUUGAAGAGUUUUUGAUGACUAAAAGCUAUCUGGAUAUUGAGCCCUGAGUAGGGGAAACAUUUCUGUUUCUGCAUGGAUUAUAAAACCUUGUGUCGGACUCAGUGGUCCCCUAAUGUUUAUGUUCAUCACCUCUUCCUAUUGUUAGUGGAAUUACCUGGUGACUAUCCAUUUGGCCUGAAAUUGUAGAAUUCUACUAAUAAAUAAAAUUCUACCAUCGGCCCUGAAAUAGAAACUGAAGAAUCGGACAUAGGACUUGUUUCACCAGCCGACAACCUGUGGAAACUUUCUCCGCCAUUUCUGAACGCUUGACAGCAGAUUUGCACAUAGCGAGAGAAAAUGAACAAUGAUAGAAAUCCCCACUUGGGAAUUAGGGUCCCUUCCUCUUUAAUCAUACUUCUUCCACAUCAGUAGGAUUAUCCUCGUGCAGGUCCUUUAAUUUCUUCAGGCUUUGGUUUUAUCUUCUACAAGGCCCUGCUAGUUUUUAGAGUUUGACUGUGGGUCAAGAGAAAUUUUUCCAUAUUUGUCCCGCAAGUGGAAUUAUUCUCAACACCACCUCUGUCCCCCACGCCACAUCAAACCCCAAAACACACCACCGGAUGUCAUCUUAGGUGUCUAUUUGAGUGUUUGGUUUGCAAAACAAUCAUUUAAAAUUUUGUCUUUAGAGGAAGUGAAACAUGGAAUUGAAGAAGAAGAAUAUCUACCAAUUUUCUCUUGGAUUCAAUCUAAAACUGUGGACCUUAUUUUUUCUCCAUGGCCAUGUAGAUAAGCAAAACAAUUCUGAUCACAAGAUGGGUUAAAGGAGGAUCAAACGUGAAUGUGCCUACAAUGGUAACAAGACUUUCACUUCUGUAAUGACUUUUCCAUUCGCUCCUAAACAAAACUUUACAUUCUGCUUUCCUUUGAGUAGAAGGCAUUUCGCCAGCUUUGUUUUUCCUUCAUAAGGAAUUUAAUGCCGAUGAAUUACACGUCAGCAUUUUCUGCUUGUCCUCACAAAGUAUGCAAAGGUUACAUCAUACCAAAAAGUGGGGAGGUGAAGUUUCCUCCCAGUGACUCCAGCGACCGCACCUAGAAAGCUAUGAUCUUCCCGAGCUUUUCAAAAAGGUGUUAAAACGCUGGGGAGAGUCCAGGAAGAGACAAUAAAGCUUAAUUAAGGACUGCCUCUUGAUGAAAGGAAAGAGGAACUAACGCUGGAGUCUGGAGAGGUGAUAACCUAAAAAGUUAUAAAUAUCUGCUGUCUAUAAAUAUUUCUAAACUGUAAACACAAUAUAAUUGAAACUAAGAAACACCAGACAGAGAAUUAAAAUGUCCAGAUUGCCAAACCAAAACAGAAACCAAUAGGGAUUCUGAGUUUUUCAGUGUGGAAGAGUGUGCAUUAACAGUAUAAAAUCCCCCCCGUGAGACCAUACAGACAUUUAGAAUGUGGCUUAUGAGAAGCCAUCUGUUGGUGGUCUGUCAUACAAAGUAAUCGUCUGGUCCCCUGAAGCCUAGAAUUCAUUUUGCAGAGAGGAAUCUCCGGCAUUCCUAUGGCAAUAUUUACACAUGUACGUAGGACUUAAGUGAGACAAUGCAUAUAAAUACAAGAUGUUCUGCAAACUUCUUUAUCUUCUGUUUUUUUCCUGUGCAAGACCCUGAGAAAAGCCUGCCAGGGAAGCCCUUGGCAUCAAGAUUACAUUUCCAGCUAUCAGUCAUGAAUUAUUAGGUGGUGUGGCUCAUUCAGGAAAGAAAGGAAAACAUGUUUCUGGCACCUUGGACUAAAUCAAGCAGGAUAAGGGGUUCACCGAUUUCAUUCAUUUCCCAUUCUGUCUUCUUUAGAUAUCUACCCUUCAAUCUCUGAGAACACGUCCUUAAGUCAUCAAUAUUCAUAAGUGCUUCAUUAAUUCACAUUCGGAGCAUGAUAAGGGUGAGGGCAAACACCAUAAUUUCAAACAUAUGUGAGCCAGUAAAUUCACAGAGAAAAUUAUAAUUACUUGUUAUUGUAUCUUCUUUCCCCAAAUUACUUUUUUCUUUAAGUAAUCUCUAUACCCAACACGGGGUUUGAACUCAUGACCCCGAGAUCAACAGUCACAUGCUCUACUGUCUCAGCCAGCCAGGUGCCCCCUCCCAAAUUACUUUUUUGUAUGUUAUGUUUUUUAUAAUCCCGGAAGUAGAUGAAAUUAUAACAUAGAUUAUCUUUUAGUGUUUCUGGCCACAAUACAAAUCUAAUCCUUUAAUUCGGAAAUGUCCAUUUUGGUGAUGUCAAGGAGAUUUCCAUUCAUUAUAUGUAAUUGAGAAAGUGUCUUCAGAAAAUAACAAGGCAAACAUCAGCAAUCUAAGCUUUUGAUGUUGGACAUAAGGGCAGUUUGUCUCUGCAGAAGACCAUGAGUAAGCCACCUAACUUCUUGCGUUGCAAAAUGUAACAAACCCUCUGUAGUGUGAUGUAAAUAUUGAUAUCCUGCAACCCACAUUCAUGGGAAGGGUUACCAGAAUCUCUCUAUUGCAAAAUACCACUCUUUCUGGCUUACAUCAUGGCUGCAUGACAUCAGGUUACUAGCAUCUGCCAAGAUGAACCGGAGGUGUUGAAAUUUAAUUUGUCAGAGUCUGGCACUGCUAAUCUGGGUGAGUCCACAUUUCUGUCCAAGCCUCGGUGCGGCCCUAUUCAGUAGCACGGUCAGAAGCAGAUCUUCCAAAUUCAGCUCCAAAUUUCUGUUAAUUAUUCAAUUCAGGAAUGAAUGCACAGUUCAGACUACGAGAGCAUAAGCCAUUCAUUUCCUCGGGAUUCAAAGGCUAGGCCCCCUGGAGAAUAUCCACGUGAAUAAACGAGUACUACCCUUCUACUUCACUCCUCUGCCAAAACUAAACAUGAUGGAUAUUCCAAACUGUGGGCAACACCCACAGCCUCCAAAGAAACAUCCCAUAAAGAUGAGGAAUAUGAUUAUAUGGUAACGAGGGGGAAUCGCAUUGUUUCGUCAGGUCUUAUCGCUAAUAUAUCUCAUGACCUUUCUUUAUAAUUUUUGUGUCUCGGAUAUUACUGGAGCAUAAAUCACUUAGACUGAAAUUUGGUUAGGACCGCAGUCAAGCAGGUAUCAAACUAGCAGUGCUUUUGAUCUUUAAGAGGAUGGCAAUUAGGCUUUACAUCUUUCUGGAAAGAAUGGCAUCUACAGAUCUUUAAAAUUGCCCGAAAAUUUUGAUUCAAUACUAAGUCUCCUCACAAAUCAAGUUAAAUGGUGUAAUAUAGCGAUCACUUAUGAGCACUUACAAUGCUUGAAAAGCAUUAUUAGCAUUAUUUUAAUUAACUCACACCUGUAUGGAAUUGAGGCUCAGAGAAAAGGCUAUUGCUUUUUCAAGGUCACUUUAGCCUUUCGGUGGCAGAGCCUAGAACUGAGCCAGGUAGGUCUUACGCUCAAGUCCCUCAUCUAAACUCUGUCUGAGAAUGCUUCCUUAAAUGUUAUGGAAAAUAUUAAUGUUAAUAGUUGGCUUCUUGAUGAGCUUAGAGAUAAUACCCAAGUGGUUUGCAUGCAAAUGAAAAAAAGCUCCUUUCUUUAGAAUGUAUGAAAUAAUAACCUUGGUCAUGGAUCAACCACAAAAAUUCCCUGCUGUCAUCUGCUGAUUAUUAAGAUAUGCAUACCAUCCUGAGGGUGGGGCUAGAACAGCCUUUAAGUGCCCGCUGACAGAUGAAUGUACGUUCCAGGGAGAGACUGUGGGCUGUAAAUAGACCCUGGUUUAUCUUCAGGACUCAGGGGAUGAAGAGGUUACUUGCAAACACUUGACCCCAGGCUGUGAACAAGGGUUCUCUGGCACCGGUCCCCUAACUGGGGCACAGCUGGCUUGGUUUGGUGAGGGGAUGGGGACUGAGUGGUUUUCCCAUCCACAGACAAAUCUCAUCAACUUCCUUCCCGCCAUGUCACGCACACAACCCUACCCCGAGUCCCACAAACACUUUGAAGAAAGAUGGCCAAUGGCAGCAGUCUAAGCGAGGGGCAAAAAUUGGAAGCACCACUAAAAAACCCUCCGCGGGGGAUGGACACUUGAACGACCUGUGAUCUGGUCCAGCUGCGUGCUUAUUUCACUCUGUUGGGAACCUCCACACAUGAUAUUCUUGUCUGUUAGACUCUAAGGACCAUCUCUCCAUCGCGUCCCUGGUUGAAAGUGGUAUGUGAAAAACACGCAGCCUCUACGGCAGAUUCAGCCUGCAGAUUCAUUUCCUUUGACGUUCAUGGUGUUUCCUUUAAAACAAGAUUACAUUUAGAGAACAAGAUAUUUUCCUGUAAAAAGAAUCUAGCUUUUUAAGCUGCUUUUGGAAAACAGAGGAUACAGAGCGCUGGUCCCCCACGCUUCCAUUGCUUUGGUCAGAAGUGUGCUCUCCACACCUAGCCUGCUUCUGUCACAGUGCUGCUUCUUCAGGGUUUCUAUGGGCCUCCACGGUCUGCAACCUUGGUUCUUCGACUGGAUGAAUUGUAAGAUCCUGCCUCAUCUCAGUUCCUCUGAGUCUAGCCGGCAGGCUGCCUGCAGAGGGCCUUGUUGUACCGCACACUGAACAAGCCAUAAAGGAACACGAGAGGCCAGGUCGCCCAGGAAUGUGCUCGUCAGGAGAACCCACACUCACCUGGAAGCUGGCAGGGGAGGCGUCUGAUGACUCAGACACUCUGCCCUGCCCACGCCCUCGGUCAUUCUCUGCUGUAAUCCUAAUCGGAUUUGUUUCCUCGGAGCUCAACCCUGCUUAUGUUACCUCCCUGCUCAAAGACCAAACUGACUCCCCAGCGUGCCCCAUGUUUGGCCAAGACUCCUCGCCUGGCAGCGGGAGGCCCUCCCUAGGGACGCUCAGGUGGUCUCUCUUUCUCAUCUACCCUUCCAGCAUUCCUUACACAGACCAUCCCUCAGCUGCCCUCUGUUCCCUGAACAGACUCACAGUUCCUAUCUAUGUUAGUUAGGGUCUCUGCCGUUUGCUCUACAUAUAUUAUCUCUCCAUCUCUGUCUGCCUAGUCACAGAUACCCCAUUUUCCUCCUUUGAACUCCCUGGAUAUUUACACCCCGCUUCCCCCAACGUUUUCGCGUCCCAAACCAAGCAGCGUUUACAUUUUACCUUGUUUAUAAUGAUUUUUGCUCCUGGCUAACUGCCAGUGGUAAUAAUAACUGACUUCAUUCGCUAAGUUCAUGCCUUAGACUGGGCACAGUGUUGAGUCAUUUAUUUACAGCCUCCCUUUUAACCCUCAGAGACAGCAGCCAGGAGGAAGGUUUUGUUGGGGGUUACGGUGAAGAGUGGUUCGGGAAAACAGACUGAGGCUUACCCCCCAGCUCCACCCCCUUACUAGCUGUGCCACUGUGAUCAAAUUCUUCAACUUUUCUAAGCCUGAGUUUUGUCCUUUGUAGAAAGGGGAUGAUAUUUAUCUCCUUAAGUGUUUUGGGAGAAAUAAUAAGUGCUCAAUAAAUAUUAGCUCUUUUGUUA
Molecule: messenger RNA, 6786 nt
Organism: Felis catus (domestic cat)
Lineage: Eukaryota; Metazoa; Chordata; Mammalia; Carnivora; Felidae
Gene: EPGN
Product: epithelial mitogen
Exons: 5
Coding region: 283-744 (153 amino acids)
Biological process (GO): epidermal growth factor receptor signaling pathway; positive regulation of mitotic nuclear division; positive regulation of cell population proliferation
Source: RefSeq, a predicted model, not a curated record